AAAGAACAGGAGGAGGAGGAGGAGGAAGAAGCAGUAGCAGUUGUGUUUCCCCUCCCGUCCAGCAGCAGGCGGCACAGAGACACCGGAGCGUCUCUGACACCAAGGCGACGCACAGGAGGAAGAGAUUUGAGCGUUUGGAGCUACGUGAAUACUGUUGAAGAGGAUCUGCAUGAAGGUGAAUGGAGAGUAAAUCGCCCGUUUUGCUGAGUGCGGCUCCUCCUUACGGACACAUCAUCGCCAACGAGAGAUGGAGAAGCUCUGCGCUCAUACAAAGCUUAAAGGGUGGAGGUGUGAAAAUUGCCUUUGAGAAAGAGCUGGGUGUGGUGGAUUUCCACCUGCCUAACAAAAGCUGCAUCCUCUACGUGUCUGAAUGCGAUGUUAUAGCAGGAACCAGCUACAAAAGGAAGCUGGUCCGCUACAGGAAUGCCAACAGCAGUCUGCAAGAGAUGGUGCUGCUGGAGAAGACCCGGCUCAGCGAGCAGUACUUCUCCUCCGUGCAGAAGUUUGUGGUGUUUGACCUCGGCCUGACUCUGCUGCCCAUCAGCGGGCAGACGGAGGCGUCGCAGCUCAUCGCACAGAUUGUUCAAGGUGAGGGCCGGGAGAACCCGUUCAGGCGGAAGAGCUCGUUGCGGCUGCUGGAGCCCGUGUUGCUGGCCCUGGUGCAGCAGGUGCCCGGGGUGGGCCGGGUCAAAGCCCUCGCCCUGCUGCAGCACUUCCCCAGCCUGCAGCAGCUGAGCAACGCUGCCGCCGCCGAGCUGGAGCCUGUCGUGGGCCACGCCGCCGCCCACGCCAUCCACAACUUCCUGCACAAGCCCACUGCUGCUGGGACCUGAGGGGGGAUGAGGGCGUCUUUAUAUUUAUCAAGGAUGGAUUUAAUGAACACGCACUUUAUUGCACUGGAAGAGUUUGGGACAUUUGAACACUGAAGAUGAGACUAAAUUAAAAUUUACUCUUUUUGUUUGUUUGUUUCUCAGUGAAUGAGAAUUUAGCAUCACAUAUAGAGACCACUUUGGUAUAUCUGGGUGUGUGGGAGUGAAUAUUAUGAAGUCAACAAAUAUUUUUCCAUGUUUUAUAAUAAAAUAGAGUAUUGACUUA
Messenger RNA from Myripristis murdjan (pinecone soldierfish), 1095 nucleotides. RefSeq names its product FA core complex associated protein 24 (gene faap24). NCBI's taxonomy places the organism in Eukaryota, Metazoa, Chordata, Actinopteri, Holocentriformes, Holocentridae. Gene Ontology annotation, cellular component: Fanconi anaemia nuclear complex. Gene Ontology annotation, biological process: interstrand cross-link repair. The transcript is spliced from 5 exons. The record is from RefSeq and is a predicted model, not a curated record. Gene Ontology annotation, molecular function: chromatin binding. The coding region runs from base 180 to 833 and encodes 217 amino acids.